AUGGCUCAAAAUCAGGAUUUUUCAACGGUAACUCAUGAAGAAUCACGAGAGGAACUUGAAGUCGGUGAAAAUGAAGGUUCAAAUACAACUAUUAAUUUAGAAGAGAAAGUUGAACUUGACGAAUUUAUUGCAAAUCAUGCUGCUGAACACUUGGUAAAUUCUAAAACUACGGUCCAGGAUAAACAAACUAGACUUAUAACUUCCAGCGAAAUCAACAUAACAAAUGAAAUUUUAUCAGAUCAGACUUUAGAAACCACAGUAUCUAAAGAGACAAAAGAUUUUAUUGGCAAUAAUAUCUCUGUUCAUAUGGUUGAAGUCGAAAAAAUCUUGGGUGAUGGCAAAGAUCUCACUACCAAAGAGACGGCUUUUAGUAAAAAUACUAUCACGCCGAUAGGUGACGUCCACUUAACUCAGUUCGACGAUAAUGAUGAUGAAUUAAUUGAUAGACAAUAUGAUUUCAUGAGAACUGAGGAAAAGAAGUCUCAUGAUAGCGAAGAAUACAUUGAUAAUCCACGUGAUUCUGUAAAGAAUGAGGAAAAUGUAUCUCUUGAUGACGAAGACAUUUAUAAUUCACAUGAAAAUAUUCCACAUAAUUCUACAAAGAAUGAAGAAAAAGCAUCUCUUGAUAAAGAUAUUGAUAUCCUACAUGAUUCCAUGAAGACCGAGGGAAAUGUAUCUCUUGAUGAUAAAGAGGACGUUUAUAGUCUACAUGAUAAUAUUCCACAUGCUUCUAUAAAGAAUGGGGAAAAGGUAUCCUUUGAUAUUCCACAUGAUUUAAUAAAGAUCGAGGAAAAAGUAUCUCUUGAUUAUGAAGUGGAAAUUUAUAGUCCACAUAACAAUAUUUCACACGAUUCCAUAAAAAAUGUGGAAGAUGUAUCUCUUGAUGAAGAUAUUGAUAGUCCACAUGAUUCCGUUAAGACCAAGGAAAAGUUAUCUCUUGAAGGUGAAAGCGAUGAUGGUCCAUAUUAUUCUGCAAAGAUCGAUGAAAAGGUAUCCCUUGACAAUGAUGAUGUUGAAUCGUCAGCUCCAUCUACGCCACAAGGCGAAGAAAAUAUAUUAGCAACCAUUUCUAAGGUAGCACCAGAGUUGAAACAAGUUUUAGAUACUUGGAACGGUGAAUUAAGUAGAUAUAAAAACUCAAAAGAUCGCACCGAUACAUUGGGCAAAGAUACUGACUCGGAUAAAUUAUUACAAGGCCAAAUAACAUACGUAAAAGAGGAUGUUAUCGAAGAAGAGAAAAAACACGACGUAAGAGAUGAAGAUAAUUUUAUAUCAGACGUACAAAGCUUAUCGUCCAAACGGACCAAGGAUGUCUUGGAUAAAGACCUUGAUUCGGAUAAAUUCUUGCAAGGAGAAACCGUGUACGUAAAAGAGAAUGUUAUCGAAGAGGAAAGACGCAACAUGAAAGAUAAAGAUGAUUUUAUGUCAGAUAUACAAAGCUCUCCAUAUAAAAGAAUCAAAAACGUCUUGGGCAAGAAUUCCGAUUUAGAUAAAUUAUCGCAAGAUGCAAUCACAUACGUAAAAAAGGAUAUUAUUGAAGAAGAUAAACACAACGUAAAAUAUGGAGAGAACUUUAUAUCAUCAGACCUACAAAGCUCACCAUCUAAGCGAAUCAAAAUUGAAGUUAACUUGAACGAAAAAUCAGAUGAUAAUGUUUCAAAUGCUCAAAGUCUCCUUCAACCCACGUCAAGUACACCAUCAUCCGUCUUUUUAGAUGUCGUUGAGUCUAUGUUUGUUCCAGGAUUUAACAGAAAUGUUGUAUUGGCCAUAGACCUCGUUUUUCUGAUGUUGCUUAUGAUUGAAGGUGUACUUGCAGUAAUGACUGAUUAUAAUGUUUAUGUACUUGUUCACAUGGGAAUCACCUUGGCACUAUUUAUUGCUUUACAAUUGUUUCUUGCUGAAGCUUAUCGUGCACAAGUAGAAGAGGUUGGCUUAAUUGCCAAAAAAGAGGAGUAG
Cetraspora pellucida is the source of this 1956-nucleotide messenger RNA. The record is from the annotation of a GenBank genome assembly. Lineage: Eukaryota; Fungi; Glomeromycota; Glomeromycetes; Diversisporales; Gigasporaceae.